GCUCCUUAGUGGUUGGUCUUAUUUAGCGUCUAAUCUCUUCCGCUUAUUAGUCCCAACUGGGAACUCGAACUUCUCUAGCUUUGAUGUGAAGAUGUUGCAGUGUAUAUUUCUCCUCUCUGAUUCCGGAGAGGUAAUGCUGGAAAAGCAGUUGACUGGGCAUCGAGUGGACCGAUCUAUAUGUGCUUGGUUCUGGGAUCAAUUCAUUUCUCAAGAUGAUUCCUUCAAGCAACAACCAGUGAUUGCUUCUCCAACGCAUUACCUUUUCCAAGUUGUUCGUGAGGGAAUCACAUUUUUAGCUUGCACACAAGUUGAAAUGCCACCAUUGAUGGGCAUUGAGUUCCUUUGCAGAGUGGCCGAUGUCCUCUCAGAUUACCUUGGAGGAUUGAAUGAAGAUUUGAUCAAGGAUAACUUUGUUAUUGUAUACGAGCUUUUGGAUGAGAUGAUAGACAAUGGUUUCCCUCUGACCACUGAGCCUAACAUCCUGAGAGAGAUGAUUGCUCCACCAAAUCUUGUUAGCAAAGUGUUGAGUGUUGUGACUGGUAACAGUUCCAAUGUAAGUGACACCCUUCCAGGUGCAACCGCAUCUUGUGUUCCAUGGAGAACAGCUGAUCCAAAAUAUGCUAAUAAUGAUGUUUAUGUUGACCUUGUUGAAGAAUUGGAUGCAAUCAUAAACAGGGAUGGCGUGCUUGUGAAAUGUGAAAUAUAUGGUGAAGUUCAAGUAAACUCACAUAUAACAGGUCUUCCAGAUUUGACCCUUUCAUUUGCUAACCCAUCCAUUCUGAGUGAUGUGAGAUUCCAUCCCUGUGUUCGGUUUCGGCCGUGGGAAGCGAAUCAAAUAUUGUCAUUUGUGCCUCCUGAUGGGCAAUUUAAGCUCAUGAGCUACAGGGUUAAAAAGUUGAAAAGUACUCCUAUAUAUGUAAAGCCACAGCUAACUUCUGAUGCUGGCACAUGCCGUGUCAACGUGUUGGUUGGCAUACGAAACGAUCCUGGAAAACUUAUUGACUCGAUCACAGUAAAAUUUCAACUGCCCUAUUGCAUUUUAUCUGCUGAUCUGACUUCAAAUGUGGGAACAGUGAACAUCCUCGCAAAUAAGAUGUGCUUCUGGUCAAUCGGGCGCAUACCAAAGGAUAAGACCCCUUGUUUAUCUGGAACAAUGGUGCUUGAGACAGGAUUAGAGCGGCUUCAUGUAUUCCCCACAUUUCAAGUGGGUUUUAGAAUUAUGGGUGUUGCUCUGUCAGGUCUGCAAAUUGACAAACUGGAUCUCAAGGUUGUACCUAAUCGUCUGUACAAAGGUUUUCGAGCACUCACCCGAGCAGGGGAAUUUGAAGUUAGAUCCUAAUUUUGAUUUCUUCUUCUUUUUUUCUAUUUUGUGUACUGUAAUGAAUUCCUUUCAACACUUCUCCAUGAAGAUCCCAAAAGUGAAAAGUCCUCUUCUUGUGGAAGAGAAAUGAAGGAUCCCAAUUGGCUUUUUAGUGGAUUGCAAAUUCA
Messenger RNA from Tripterygium wilfordii, 1488 nucleotides. Its product is annotated as AP-3 complex subunit mu. Lineage: Eukaryota; Viridiplantae; Streptophyta; Magnoliopsida; Celastrales; Celastraceae. The transcript is spliced from 8 exons. Gene Ontology annotation, biological process: endocytosis; intracellular protein transport. Gene Ontology annotation, cellular component: clathrin adaptor complex; cytoplasmic vesicle. The record is from RefSeq and is a predicted model, not a curated record. Bases 92 to 1339 code for a protein of 415 amino acids.